Ambispora leptoticha is the source of this 657-nucleotide messenger RNA. Lineage: Eukaryota; Fungi; Glomeromycota; Glomeromycetes; Archaeosporales; Ambisporaceae. The record is from the annotation of a GenBank genome assembly.
AUGACUCUUUCCUACCCAACUUUAAAAAAUGCUGAAGCUACCAUAGCUCUUUUGGAUAUGAAAAAAAUAUUUCCAUUAAAAAAACCUGAGCCUCAACAACUAAUAUCUUCUCCAAACAUAACAGAAAAUGGAGAAACAAAACCAAGAAGGCCUAUAAAUGCUUUUUUUAUAUUUCGACAAAACGUUAUACCUGAGGCCAGAAGAGUUGGUGUAACAAAUAUGCAGCUUAUUAGCAAAGUUGCAAGUAUGCUUUGGAAAAGAGCUCCAGAAAGUGACAAGCAAAAAUACAAAAAACUUGCAGCAGAAGUCUCUGUCUUACAUCGGCAAAAAUAUCCAAGCUUCCGUUACAAUCAAAUUCGUUCAAAAUUCGUCUUCAAACGACAAGGGUUCUCUCGACAAUCAAAUAAUAAUGAUAUGCCGUCUUCUCAUCUUUCUUUCCCUGAAUAUAACGAGAAUGCAUUUUCAAAUAUUUAUUACGCUCCCAUUUCAAUUAAUCAAUUCUGUUACAGUAAUUUUACAAGUCAGUAUUCAGAAAUUAUGAACGGAAAUCUCAAUUUGUACUUGAGCGACACAACUUUCUUAGGAAUCAAUUUUAACAACAUAGAAUUAGAUAUGUACCCAUCAUUUUUUAAUAGCAUUCAAAAUGGACAGAUCUAA